This is a messenger RNA of Aedes albopictus (Asian tiger mosquito), 2214 nucleotides long. RefSeq names its product zinc finger protein OZF. Gene Ontology annotation, molecular function: zinc ion binding; DNA-binding transcription factor activity, RNA polymerase II-specific; RNA polymerase II cis-regulatory region sequence-specific DNA binding. Lineage: Eukaryota; Metazoa; Arthropoda; Insecta; Diptera; Culicidae. The record is from RefSeq and is a predicted model, not a curated record. Gene Ontology annotation, cellular component: nucleus. Gene Ontology annotation, biological process: regulation of transcription by RNA polymerase II. Bases 457 to 1797 code for a protein of 446 amino acids. The transcript has 2 exons.
UCUACACGGAGAAACUGAAAAACUCAAAAUUAGGUACUUUUAAACUCAAUUUUGAGUUCUUUUUCAUCUCCCUUUUCAUGCGCUCUUUCUAUUGUUGUCAGAGAGUGAAGAGAGAAACACCCCAACUUUUGCAGUUCCGUGCGUCAAGCCAACACUGAGUUUCUAGCACAGUACUCAAAUUUGAGUGAAUACAACCUAGCCAAAAUUUCGGUUGGGUGGAAAAAACUUAAAAUUAGGUAUUUUUUUCACAUGGAAGCAAGCGGGAACAACCCAACAAAAACAUCGAUUCCAUCAACUCAAAAUUGGCUUGACGCACGCAACCCCGAAGUUGGGUGGAUAGAACUCACUUCUGGGUAGUUUCGUCUCUCCGUGUAGUUUGAGCUCCAUCCGCGGUCUAGUCGUGUAUCAGCCGAUAAGUUUUGUUGUUAUCCGAUAAAUUGCUGAUUUUCGCCAAAAAUGGAUCCACUGGAGGAACAAUACAGCAACUUCCGGUGUCGGGUGUGCGAAUCGAAGGACUUCCUGAUAAACAUAUUCGUCAACGAGGCGCAUCAAAUAGCGGAAAAACUUUGUUAUUGUGCCUCCGUUCAGAUUAGGGAAAACGAUGGUCUGCCGCAGCAUAUUUGUACCAAUUGUUUUGCAGAUUUGAAAACAUCCUACACUUUUCGAAAGCGAUGCGAAGAAACUGAUGCUAAACUACGGGCUUCUUCACACGAGCUAGUGAAGAUUGAAACAGUUGAAUAUAUAAUCUCACCUGAUGUAGCAUUUGAUCCUGAAGUUCUUGAUUCCUGUAAUUCUCCUAUCAAUAUUGAAACUGAACUUUUAUACCCAAUUGAGGCAGCUUUGGAUGAAUGUGAAAAAGAUGAGGCAUCAAUCAUUCAGAACGAUUCGAGUAAUGUAGAGCCGAAAAUGGCAGCUUGUAUUGAUUCAAUUAACGAUCAGUCUACAGCACGAAAAUCGUACAGAACAUUUACAUGCCAUACAUGUCAAGCACAGUUUUCCAGAGGUCCAGACUAUUUUCAACAUAUCAGAACACACGGUGCAAAGCGGUUUCAGUGUAAAAUAUGCUCGAAAUGGUUCUCUCGCAAAAAAGAAUGGGAAAGACACGAAGCAGCUCAUUUGGGUUUGCUCAAAAGAAUGCCCUGUAAACAGUGUACGAAGGAUUUCAGUUGUAGAACAACUCUGCGGCGUCACAUUGAAGCAAUACACGAACAUCAACGAAAGUAUGUAUGUGAUCUUUGUGGGCAGGCAUUCGCCCAAAGCCCACAUUUGAAAAAUCAUCUGAAUGUUCAUAAAGGAGUACAAUAUCAAUGUACAUUGUGUGAUGCUAAAUUCAAAACUUCAUUAAGUUGUAGGCGUCACACGGAAUUGCAUUUACCGCCAGAUAAAAGGAAUCCCAAACUGAUCGCACCGAAGCGUACCUUAAAGAAAAAAACAUGCUCAAAUACUCGCAAUUACAUUUGUUCCUUUUGCGGAAAAACUUCCAUUACUAUUCAACACCACGAAAUACAUGAGCGUACGCAUACAGGUGUAAAACCUUACGCAUGCACAAUGUGUGGCAAAGCCUUCAUCGCUACCGGAAUGCUCAAAAAGCACAUGCUUAUCCACACAGGUGAAAAACCUCAUAAAUGUGAAACUUGUGGCAAAUGUUUCCGAAUAAAAGCACAUCUCACGACGCACUACCUAACGCAUACACACGAGAAGAAAUUUGUGUGUCAGAUCUGUUCAAGUGCAUAUGCAUCGAAGCGUAGCUUGCAAUCACACAUGAAAACCCAUUCAGUUUGUGAAGCACGAGAAUGACGGAAAUUUGUAGGAAUAAAAUGUUAUUUCACGUUGAAUUUAAAUGUGAAUGUUCUUUUUUGUGUCCGAAAUUCAUACUCAUUAUUGUAGGGGUGUAAAGCAAUAGUGAACUGAAAACCCUGUUCGGUUUGCUAUACGAUAUGCUUUCGUUCGUUGCAUUAAAAUUUUAGCCCAUCAGUUAGGGUCAAUUUUUCUCCUCGGCUUUAUCGGUAACCCAUACUUACAAUUAAACCUAGUUUAACGCUUAAGCCAGGGUGAAGAAAUCGUCUAAGUUUUAGCUGUCGUAGGCCUCCCAGCUACGACAAAAUAUGCUUUACGUCAAAAACUGGCGUUUGUCUUUGUUUCAAUUUGGGCUUGUAAUGGUAGCAUUACAUAUUUACAGGUAGAAGUCAAUAUUGUCGUACAACUAUGCAUUUU